Molecule: messenger RNA, 881 nt
Organism: Lactuca virosa
Lineage: Eukaryota; Viridiplantae; Streptophyta; Magnoliopsida; Asterales; Asteraceae
Source: the annotation of a GenBank genome assembly
CAUCGUAUUUGUUUUCUGUUACGUAACAGAAUCAUUCGAUCAUUAUAUCAUUGUAUAGUCAACUCAAUUCAAUCACAGAACCUCUCUCUUGAUCCAAUGGCGUUCCUUGGAUCAAAUAUGCCGACUGAGGCUGGUUUGAGAUUGCUUCUUGUCCCCCUUAAUUCCAAUAUUGUAAUCCGAACAGCAUGCUGCACUGUGGGGGUUGCAUUACCAGUUUACUCCACAUUCAAAGCAAUAGAGGCGAAAGAUCCAAAUGAGCAACACAAGUGGCUUUUAUACUGGGCAGUUUAUGGGUCUUUUAGUGUUGGAGAGAUAUUUGCAGACAGAUUCAUAUCCUGGUUUCCACUUUACUAUCACAUGAAGCUUGCAUUUCUUGCUUGGCUUCAACUUCCCACCACAAAUGGGGCUAAGCAAUUAUAUAUGAAUCAUUUGCGUCCUUUAUUAUUAAGGCAUCAAGCUAAGCUUGAUCAAAUUGUGGGGUUGUUCUACAAUGAAGCUGGUAAAUUCGUCAGUGCUCACCAAGGUGAAUUUCAGUUUAUGAAGACAAUUAUGAUGAAGUUUCUGAUGUCAGUGAAGCAGUUGAUCAACGGUAGCAGUCAACCCGUUGCAACACAAGAGAGAAGAGCAAUUGUGGGUCCACGUCAACAGGUGGAAUCAGAUGAUGAUGAUGAUAAUGAUGAUGAUGAUGAUGAAUACGUAUCUGUUUCUGCAGCAUCUUAGGCUUAAUAAAACAUUGUCUAUAUUUUAAAACUUCUUAUUAGAGUUAUCCUCCUCCUAGUUCUAGAAUUAUUGCAACUUAAUCUUUAGCAUGCUUUUUUAAUAGCUCUUUUGUCUGUUUAUGUAGUUGUUUCCCGAUGUAUUGUACUGCAUUUGACUAGGAC